UAUAAUCAGCCGGAUGAAGUGCCAUAUGCAAUAUUUCAUGUUAAAUACUAGUCAUAACUCGAAGAAGAAAGUGAGAAAAUGAACUCAACUGUGAAUACUUUUAUAUUAUUUUUGGCAAUUUUUGGAAGCGUAAGAGCAUUUGUCAUCGAGGAAAUAUUAGAUGCUUUUUGUUCUACCCCACAGCAUCUUUUCAAGAGAUACCUCAACUGUACUUUGAAUGAAAGUCCAGAAUUAUUUCGAAAGGCAAGUGAUAUCGUUUACAACUGUGUUGAUGAAUAUUUUGAAAACGAUGGAAAACUAGAGGGUUUUGUAUUGUUCCUAUGUGACAAAUAUGUACAAGAUGAUGAAGACGUAAAAAGUUGCUUGCAGAGGAAAGAAAAUUUCAUUCCAAAUCCAAAAGAGGAGGAAGUCAUGGAGAUGCUUAAAUAUGCAGUAUAUUGUAUGAUGUAUGCUUAAAUAUUCAAACUUUUGAACAAUUUAUAUCACGAAAUAUUUUUUCGUAAAUGAUAAAAUAAACUGAUUUAAAAUCGCAACUUUAAGUAUUUUAUUGU
Centruroides sculpturatus (bark scorpion) is the source of this 551-nucleotide messenger RNA. Its product is annotated as venom protein 7.1-like. Lineage: Eukaryota; Metazoa; Arthropoda; Arachnida; Scorpiones; Buthidae. The record is from RefSeq and is a predicted model, not a curated record. The transcript has 5 exons. Bases 79 to 456 code for a protein of 125 amino acids.